GCGCCCGCACAGUCUGCGCCGACGCCGCACCAGACGCACGUCCGUCAGCGCGCCACCAGCCCCAGCCGCGACACCCGCCAGUGACACUAUUGUUGUGAACACCUGUUUGUAAACACCAACAAACAUUUAUUGUGAUAUACCGCUUGACACACCAAUAAUCUAUUGUUGAUACCAUUGUUUAAAAAAACAAAGAAAUGCUCUCCAAGGAGCCACAACGAAAGUGCAAAAUAUCGAUAAGAUAAAAUUUACUCGACGUAUAAGUUUUAUCGCAAUCUAUAGGAGUGCAGUGCGGCAAGUGCAAAAAUUGCGUCCUUCCUUUCUAUUCAUGCGGCUCAGACGGUCGGACGCAAUAGGUCGUGAUUGUUGACGAACAGAUGUGGGAAUGCGAAAACAUUUCAUGAGACCUACUUGUUUGAUUUCGGGGAAUAAGUAACAAUAGUGCAAUCGGUGACGUCGACAUGGGUAGGCCGGGGGAAUACGACACUCCUGAAAAUAGCGACGAGGAGAGCGGGGAAGCCUUUACCGAUGGAGACUUUGGUGAUACUGAUGAUGAUGUUAUAGAGGCGGCUGCGGAAGUCAAAUCUAGCGUUCCUCUCAACGAAACUGUGAACAUGAACGUUAAGAACGCAGAUGUAACAAACGGUAACGAUAAUAGUUUCAACGGCGCGGAUGGUCAGCCGAAGGUCAACGGACUAAAGAACGGACAUUCCAGUGAUUUUGAAAAUCACACCAAUGGUGAUCAUAUGACCGAGAUCCGGAGGGAUUCGCACGGAGACCAGAAUCCAUCCAUUGUCGGGAUUCUCGGUGACCAACAGAAUCAUGCAGAACAGCGGCUAGCGGCGCGACGGGCGGCACGAGCGGAGGCGCGCGAGAUACGCAUGCGCGAGCUCGAGCGACAGCAGCGCGAACAGGAGAACAAUGCCGACAAGGCGUACGAUAUGUACUCAGAGACGGCCAUCCGCCGCGGCGGCGGCCGGCUGGCGGCACUCAGCCCGGCCGCGCUGCACUCGCCGCGACGCAGCUCCGAGGACUCCGACGACACCUUCAGCAUCAAGGACCUCAGGCAUGAGCUGAAAGAAGUGGAGGAGAAGUUCCGCAAGGCGAUGAUCCUGAACGCGCAGCUGGACAACGACAAGGCGGCGCUCGGGUACCAGCUGGAGCUGCUCAAGGACCGGAUAGAGGAGCUGCACGAGGAAUACCAGCAGCUGCAGCGGGAACACAAAGAGAAAUGCUCGGCGCACGAGCGUUUAAAACGCGAGCAUGCGUCUCUAGAACGCGAGUUGACCGCGGCGCGGGACGCCGUGCGCGCCCGGGACGCCGCUGUCAUGGCCGCGGGGUACGCCUUCGUGGAGGCGGGGGACACCCGGCCCGAGGGGGACACCCGGGGGGCGGGUGCCGUGCGGGGGGACAGGGGGGACGAGCCGGUGGGAUUUGGAUCAGUGCCGGCGCUCGCGCUCGUGUCACACCAGUCUGAACAACUGCUGCAGGAAGCUGGCGAAGGAACGCUUGACGUGCGGUUGCAGAACCUGGUGUCAGCGAAACAGGCGCUGGAGUCGGAGCUGCGCAAGCUGAAGCUUCAGCUGAACGAGGAGCGCGCCGCCAGGCAGAACGGGGUCGCCAACCACCACGACCACGAGCUUGAAACUGAGCUAGAGGCGCUCCGCAAGUCGACGGCGGAGGCGAAGGCGCGCGCGGCGCGGGCGGAGGCCGAGGCGGCGCUGCAGGCCGCCGGCGCCGCGCGGCUGGAGGCGCAGCUGGCGCGGCUGCGGGCGCGGCAGGACCACCAGGACGAGCACGAGGAGCAGCUCAAGCAGGAGCGCCGCCGCCUGCAGAGAGAGGAAGUUGAAGUCGAGGAAGUAGUUGACUUCUGGGCCGUUAUCAAAGGCGAUAGCUAACGGCGCGCGAGGCUCUCAACCGAGUGGAGGAACUAGAGACGGAGAACAGCCACCUCACCAAACGGCUGGACAAGCUGAAGAACGCCAAGUCCGCGCUGCUCAAGGACCUGUGACAAUGAUCGGCCGACGCCUACACCGCCGCUUAACUUCAACAUCCAUAGACAACUGAUUAUUGGCCUUACGUCACACCCCGGACACUUCAUACAAAACACCUCGCUUUACACAGACACUACACAUUGACGUAUACGAUAACGCGCAUCUGUGUGUGUGACGUCUGAAGCGAUUGAAGACUAAAGUAAGACCGAGGGGUGAGGUAAACCGAGCUCAGCCGCUGGUGGGGAGCGGAGAGUGGCCGUUCCAUACGUAGUAUUAUUCCUAAUUCUAUGUCGCCGCUUAACGUAACACCAUUCAUAGACAAUUGAUCUAGAACAGCAAUGCAUUGGUGCCAAUCCGGACGGACACAAACUUAACCUGAUUGUAGUUUGCCGGGUAUUGAAGUAUUGCCAUCCUUCACUUACAAUAAGCGCAGGAAAGAGAUAGAGCUAGUUUACUCCUGCCAAAUUAAGUUAAAAUUUAGUUGGUCGUUGCCGGAAUUGGCAGAAAUGUGAGAUUUUUUCAUCUGGCGGUGCUAGUGUAAGUCAGUUUCUGUCUUGACAGAUAGAAAUCCUGUCCUGUAAUUGGCUAGAAUUUGACAUUGUCAACCAAUCAAAAUCAAGGAGUUUCAUUGUGACAGAAACACGAUAGUUACACGAUUAGGCUUGUGGUCUGUUAAUAUCCUCAGGUUAGGUAAACGGACUCUGAAUAAAAACGGGAUAAACGCCAACGGAUGAUGAGCCGGAUCCGAGAGCCUUAUUCAACAUAAUAGUCGGAUCCCGGAUCCGGUUGCCGAAUGAAAACCCGACGCGUAUUGAAGCUCUAGGUCGUUGUCUAGUAGACAUUCGCUAACGGCAUAGAAAACAUUGUGACGUCAUCGAACGCUAUCUUAUCUGCUAGGUGGCAGCACUGUUCUCUCCAGUCGUGACGUCACACGCAGCGAUUGAUUACAAACGUAUUGUAAACAGAAUGCUACAUGACGAUCCUCAAAAGCAGUACAAAAGUAAUAUCGAUCAAAUUCUGAAAAAUUUGCAACGAAUUUAUCAAUUAGAUUAAUAAAGUAUUCAACAGCGAAUUUACGAACGCCUGUCAAUUUUGACAUUACUUUUUUUUAUAGUGUUUAUAUGGCCUGGAUACGAGUCCUUUUAGCCAAAUCUUUUUAUUAUUUAUUGUAACAGCUUUUGAUAAUCGUCAAUUGGAACGGUUUGGUGUAACAGGGAGGGAGCGAUAAGUAUUAUGAAUUUUAUGACGUAGUGUAAAAGUCAAUGUUCGACUGAUUGUCUAUUCACUAAAAUUAUGCAUUAAAUUAAUAAAUUCAUACAGUUUUUAAGUAGAGCGUGUGUAUGGCAUGUGUGUUCGGAAACAGCGUACUGAUGGUUACUAACGACCGGCUUUUAUGUAACAUUUAUUGCAACGGCAUUUUAAGUAUUCAGCCAAGUAUAAUUUGGUUACUCAAAUUGCAUUUUACAGUCAGUAGGAAAAUAUUGCAUUUCAAUUUUUCAAAGUGAAUCAAGUUAUACUUGCCCUUUUGAUUUGAUAGUGAAGUUUCGUAAGAUAUUAGCCUGAAUGCUUCUAUAACAUUCUGUCAUCAGUCCUCAAUUGGAGACUAACACCCGUAUUCUAAGAUGUUCACUCGACUCUUCCUCGACCCGUCCUCAGUUGAGGUGAUAAAGGGUGUAAGGUCUCUACUAGGAAUAACACUGAAAAAUGUUAAGAAAUGUGCCCAAAACAUAUCGGGGCCACAAUUUGUAUAACAGCUCUUAUAAUUUUAACUGUAAAUCCUUGGACAUAACGAAUAAUUCUGUAAAAUUUAUAAAUAAUGUGUAUAAUUAAUAUUAUGUUUAAUUAAUAAAUGAUUAUUUAUUUGUUACUCUUAUAAAUACUAGGAUUAUGUUCAUAAUUUGUGUAUAGAUUUUUUAUAGACAUUGGUUUAGCUUGCCGACUUCGUUUCGCUUUUACUAAUUAUUUACAUAGUGAUAACUUUAUUCUUACUUGCCAUUGGUAUCACAAAUUGUAUGUUAUUACAUUAACUUUGGGAUGUUAGGACGACUGUCGAGUUACGAGUUUUAAAAACAUUUUAUCUGCAUUUUACUUAUUUAGCUUUUACGCCAAUUUUUGAUUCGCCGAUAUUCACCGCCUAUCACGUUGGUCUAACAGAAAGCUCAGUAAAGCGUGGGAACUUAGUUCAUCUUGCGAUGGAUGUACCUCUGACUCCUCUGACUAGCCCAACGGGAAUAUAGGGCGUGUUUUAAUUGAAAAAAUAAAAUGAAACUGAUGUGGUUCGGUUCGUGUGAUGUUCUUGUAAUGAAUGCAACCGUUACUUAUAUUUAGGGCUUGUAUUAAGUAAUUGCUCAAAAUUGUAUCCGCAUUAAUGUGAUAAUUACAUGAAUCGUCCAUUAUGAAUAUCAUUUUUAUUUAUUGUAAGUGACAUUUGGAUUUUAAUUAUUCACGUAUCAACGAUCAAUUUCUACAGAUAAUAAUAUUGCUAGAUUCUGCCCACCCCGCUAGCGAUUAUGGGCGUAAAUUGACUGUUUUUCGCUUAGAGAAAUACGGACUUCCGCGUAAGCAGGAAGGGAGUGCCCAUUCAGAGUAUCUCUGUCAAAGUAUAAGCCCAAAUGGGCAUGUGCAUCUAAUGACUACUUGCGUUCGGAGGCCGGUUGCUCUAUGGUUUUUCGUGUUCCAUACAUAUACUAAGGCGAUAUGGCUCACCACCUAUCACUUUGGUCUAACAGAAAGCUCGGUUAGGCGUGGGUACUUAGUUCAUCUUGUUAAGUCAUACAUAUCGUUUGAAAUUCUGCAAUAACUUUUUACAAGUAUCAAAAUUCACGUGUCACUUAUAAUUUUGAUAUAUUUUUAUUGGAUGAAUAAGUAGAUUUGUGAAAUUACGUUUAUAAAUAAAUCUAUCAGUUAUUACCUUUGAGAUUACGUUACGCAAAGUUACCAUAAUACUUUUACUAACUUAAUUUCAAAUUAUAUUUUAUAAUCUUUAUAUUGUAAUUGGACUUUCUUUUUUAGUACCGAAAUAAUGUUGUUAUUAAAUUGAACACAUGCAGUUGCAUACAUUAGUAAUUAAUUACAGGCAGAGUAAUGAAAUACACUAGUCUAAAAUGUUCUCAGAUAAACGUAAGAAGGAUCGCUGUAUCGCAGAAGUUCAGUGUAUUUUCAUGACCAUAGAUAUAGAGUAAAUGGGUGAUGCAUCAGGAACUAUAAGGAACUUUCCAGAGUACGUUUCUCAAAAUCAACAUAGAUGGAGCUGUACAGGUUUUCUUCGUUUAGCCUUAUCUUAUAAUUUCAUGGAUAACGGACAUAUGCGUCUUUCAAAGAUGACCCUUAUUAUUACACCCAGCCACAAUUACAUCUUCCACACAUUAUUAUUAGUAGCAACGUAAUUCUAUACAUAAUGUGAUCCAAAUAUCAAGCAACAAUUAUUUUUAUAUAUUCUUCUGCCCAUUACAUUGUAUUUUGCAAUAAUUAUGUACCCCGAGUAAUGAGAAAAUAGGUAAUUAUCACGUUUAAACUGAACAACCAUCUAUAUUGUUUUUGGUGAACGUAGCUUGAAAAGUCCCCCAUUGAAGAGCACUUAAUACUCUUUUAUUUGAAAUAGGAAUCCUCUGUGAGCCGUAGCUAAUAAAUACUUAUUGAAGUUAAGCGACGUUGCGUUAAUAAUUACUGAAACAAUACUUGUUUUACACAAACAUGCUUUGUCCAUUUCACUUUAUACCUGUGUGCGAGACGCUCUGUAUAAAGUAAUACUCUGUUUAACGUUGCAUGAUCAGAAUGACAGGACGGAGAUAUAUCACGUUGCCUAGAGUGAAAGAGAUGAGAGAUAUGUCACUAAUCAUGCUACGCUAUAUAAGUUUAGCUAAAUGUGUUACGUAUUAUGUUGUACAGUGACUUGUAAAGUUCUUAUGGCGAGUCCUGUCUGUAUAGUUGUCGUAGUCAAGCUCUUCUAGUGCCAUGGCGCACCAAAACGUAUUAGAUUACAAUAAUUCAAUGUUUAGCGUUAUGUACGUAGAUGUAACGGGCGUGCUGUGUAGCUGACUGGUUAUUGGUUGCUUAAAUACAGUCGUAUGCAAAAACCUUAUACCUAAACUAGUUGCACGUUAUGAUGGCCGUUUUGACAGUUGUCCUGCUCAUCAAUAGGCUAUUGGACAACUUAGUCAAAUGAGAUACUUUUUACGAAACGUCAAAACAAAAAAAUUCUAUGGAUUUUGUGGAAAUAAUGUGCUGUGACGUCAUUAAUAAAAGCAGUCAAAAGUCGUUCUUAUUGUUACUUAAUACAUAAAGUAUAUUUGAUUUGAUUUGAUUUGAAAGAAAAUUCGAAAAUAAGUCACAAUAAAUAUGUGAUUUAUUUUUGAUUAUGUCAGACUAGCUUCUAUUUCUAGAUUAGCAUUUCAUAAUUUAUCUUCGACCCAGUCAAAUACCCUUUUAUUGUAUAUGUUAAAGGAACAAAUAGCUGGAUUUUAUUGUGUUCUACAAGUUUCUUAUUAAUUUAUAACUAUAUUGAUGGAGCGAAUGCGAAUUGCUGUACUUUACUAUGUCAAAACGGCCAUCAUAGCGUGUCGGUAGUUAAGCUAAUAGGAGACAUAUUUGAUACAAUAAACAGUCAGCUAGACGACCCUGCAAUCGGUAGUGUGCGGGUAUUCUACUCGUAUAUAAUGAAUGUAUCUGCUGAUUCAAGUAACUUAUCUAUCUAGAGUUGCUUACAAUUCGUUUACAAUAAAAAUUGCAAGUCACUUGGUUCGAUAUCAAUGUGUUGCCUCUUCCCUUGCGGUAACGUGUGGAGUAGACGAGUGUUACGGCCUAUGGAUGGUGUUGCUACAUGAAAUAAAACAAUAAUAAUGCAAAAGUCGUGUAACGUGUAAAGUUGGAAAUUGGUCUGUUCGGGCGGACAUAAACUUAAUUUGACUUUGACAGCUCUUAAACUAGCGCCGUCCUUUACUCACAAUAAGUGCAUGAAAGAGAUGGAGCUAGUUUUAGUCCUGUCAAUAUAGGUUAAAAUUAAGUUGAUGGUUGCUUGAAUCGGCACCAAUCGCCACCACUCGACAUAUUUAAGUUGUAUUAAAGUCUAAUAAGAACUAACUAGAAAAUCUUUCUGAUUAUCCUUAACAACAUUGUAAUCGCUUCGUAAUAAAAAGUACUCGUUCAUGACUUGUAUCCAUAGGCCGUUCUGUGCAGACUUCUACGUGUAUACUAAAGUCAGCGUAAGUUAAGUAGGAAUGUCAAUGUAAGUACGAUGUAUGUAUUUUGGUGCUGCAUUACUAAUUUAUUUUGUUUUUUAACUAGGAAUGACCAACCUCUCUUUUAUAAAAGCGAAACUGACUUAAUAAAUGUAUAAAUUUGGAUACUUUGAAUAAAUUUCGCUCCGGAAAACA
Pectinophora gossypiella (pink bollworm) is the source of this 7363-nucleotide messenger RNA. RefSeq names its product leucine-rich repeat flightless-interacting protein 2. The coding region runs from base 459 to 1895 and encodes 478 amino acids. Gene Ontology annotation, biological process: regulation of DNA-templated transcription. NCBI's taxonomy places the organism in Eukaryota, Metazoa, Arthropoda, Insecta, Lepidoptera, Gelechiidae. The record is from RefSeq and is a predicted model, not a curated record. The transcript has 9 exons.